AUGUCUCUCAUCAAUUCAAGUAAAGGAAGUGAUCAACUUCUUCUCGAUGGUUUCCGUUAUCGCCGAGAUAAGGCAGUGUGGCGCUGUGUAAAGGACAAAUGUAAAGGUCGUGCUCGUUCUGAUGGAAAUUCGUUUAAAAUGCACCAAGAUCAUAUAUGUCAAGCGCCAGAUCCGGACGAAAUUGAAAAAGCUUUAUAUAAUUAUGAAAUUAGGAAGAAAGCUGCCGAAUAUGCUGCUAUUACUAGUCCUCAAUAUAAUGCAUCACAACGUGUUAUUCAACGUAUUAGAAGAGAUGAUAAUAUUCCAUCAGAACCUAAAACAUUCGCCGAUAUUGUUAUUCCAUUAAAUUUUCAAAAUACUUAUACAAAUCAAAAGUUUCUUUUAUAUGAUAAUAAUGAUGUUAAUCGUCGAUUAUUGAUAUUUGCAAGCAAAGAACAAUUGGAUUUUUUAAAUCAAUGUGAAAGUUGGCAUUGUGAUGGUACAUUUGCUUUAAGUAAUUGA
Rotaria socialis is the source of this 501-nucleotide messenger RNA. Lineage: Eukaryota; Metazoa; Rotifera; Eurotatoria; Philodinida; Philodinidae. The record is from the annotation of a GenBank genome assembly.